GAACUUUUCGUUCACUUACAGCACUUCUGCAAACUUCUCAAUCCGGAGUUUGUUCGCCAGCCUUUGGAGGCGCGUGGACCUCGGGGUUGCAGGGGCAAGGGGUGCGUCCAAGGUCACAGAGACUGGGACUCAUCCAGCCAGCGCUGGGCGGGCUUGCGGGAGGCGGCGGAGGGCGGGGACUGGAAUCCGCCAGACCUGUGGAUCCCCCUGCCGCGUCUGAGUCAGGGCAGCGCGAAGGCCACAUGGAGCUCCCAGAGGAGCCUGCUCCCGAGCCGGGAGGUGCGGACACCGUGUCCGAGCGCCGUGGGCUGAGCGUGCUGCUGUCCGGCUUCCAAAAGGAACUGCGGGCGCUCCUGGUCCUGGCGGGUCCUGCGUUCUUGGCCCAGUUGAUGAUGUUCCUGAUCAGCUUCAUAAGCUCCGUAUUCUGUGGUCACCUGGGCAAGCUAGAGCUGGACGCGGUCACACUGGCAAUCGCGAUUAUCAACAUCACCGGCAUUUCAGUGGGACAUGGCUUAUCUUCUGCGUGUGACACCCUCAUCUCCCAGACAUUUGGGAGCCAGAACUUGAAGCACGUGGGGGUCAUCCUGCAGAGGGGGACACUCAUCCUGCUCCUCUGUUGCUUCCCCUGCUGGGCACUCUUCAUCAACACGGAGCACAUCCUGCUGCUCUUCAGACAGGACCCAGAUGUGUCCAGGCUCACCCAGACCUAUGUCAUGAUCUUCAUCCCAGCGCUUCCUGCAGCCUUUCUCUAUACGUUACAAGUUAAAUACUUGCUCAACCAGGGCAUUGUUCUGCCACAGAUAGUGACCGGAUUCGCAGCCAACCUUAUCAACGCCCUGGCCAACUAUCUAUUCCUCCAUCAGCUGCAUCUUGGGGUGAUGGGUUCAGCGAUAGCCAACACCAUCUCCCAAUUUGCCCUGGCCAUCCUCCUGUUCCUCUACAUCCUCUGGAGAAAACUGCAUCAAGACACAUGGGGAGGGUGGUCCUGGGAGUGUCUGCACGACUGGGCCUCCUUCCUGCAACUGGCCGUCCCUAGCAUGCUCAUGCUGUGCAUUGAGUGGUGGGCCUAUGAGAUAGGCAGCUUCCUGAGCGGUAUCCUCGGCAUGGUGGAGCUGGGAGCCCAGUCCAUCACCUAUGAAUUGGCUCUCAUUGUGUACAUGAUUCCUGCAGGCUUCAGUGUGGCGGCCAACGUCCGGGUGGGAAAUGCGUUGGGUGCUGGAAACAUUGAACAGGCCAAGAAGUCCUCAGCUGUUUCCUUGAUAGUCACAGAGCUCUUUGCUGUGACCUUCUGUGUCCUGAUGAUAAGCUGUAAGGAUCUUGUGGGCUACAUUUUCACUACCGACCGAGACAUCGUGGCCUUGGUGGCGCAAGUGGUCCCCAUUUAUGCUGUGUCCCACCUCUUUGAAAGUCUUGCUUGUACCUGUGGUGGUGUGCUGAGGGGCACGGGAAACCAGAAGGUUGGAGCCAUCGUUAACGCCAUCGGGUAUUACGUGAUUGGCCUCCCCAUCGGGAUUGCACUGAUGUUCGCAGCCAAGCUGGGCGUGAUAGGUCUGUGGUCAGGGAUCAUCAUCUGCACUGUCUGUCAGGUUGUAUGUUUCCUGGCUUUUAUUGCUCGGCUCAAUUGGAAACUCGCCUGUCAACAGGCUCAAGUACAUGCCAAUCUGAAGGUAAAUGUGGCCAUGAAUGGGAAUUCUGCUGUCUCUCAGGAGCUGGCUCACCCAGUUGGUCCGGAAAGCCGUGGAGAAAUUAUGAUGACGGAUCUCGAAAAGAAAGAUGAGACUCAGCUGGACCAGCAGAUGAACCAGCAACAAGUUUUGCCUGUCCACCCGAAGGCCAGCAAUGAACUGUCUGGGAAACAACUGGUCCUAAGGCGAGGGCUCCUGCUCCUCGGAGUCGUUGCAGUCUUGGUGGGGGGGAUUUUAGUGAGAGUGUAUGUCAGAGUUGAGUGACGUGGAAGAACAAGAGAUCAAGCCACAUAGUUGCUCCCCGGUUUAUGAGAUUAACACCUGACUGGUCUAUCACACACUGAAAAUAUGACAUCAGGAUGGGGGAAUUGCUGUGACCAACAAACACAUGCUUAGUGUGUUCAGGGCCCUCUAACAAGUAAGCUUUCUCUCUCUCUUUUUCUCUAAUACACACAGA
This is a messenger RNA of Myodes glareolus (Bank vole), 2142 nucleotides long. RefSeq names its product solute carrier family 47 member 1 (gene Slc47a1). NCBI's taxonomy places the organism in Eukaryota, Metazoa, Chordata, Mammalia, Rodentia, Cricetidae. The record is from RefSeq and is a predicted model, not a curated record. Gene Ontology annotation, cellular component: membrane. Gene Ontology annotation, molecular function: xenobiotic transmembrane transporter activity; antiporter activity. Gene Ontology annotation, biological process: xenobiotic detoxification by transmembrane export across the plasma membrane.